Molecule: messenger RNA, 681 nt
Organism: Penicillium mononematosum
Lineage: Eukaryota; Fungi; Ascomycota; Eurotiomycetes; Eurotiales; Aspergillaceae
Product: RraA family protein
Exons: 2
Coding region: 1-681 (226 amino acids)
Source: RefSeq, a predicted model, not a curated record
AUGGCCGCAAGUGCAAAAGCUAUCCAAGCCUUGGGCAAGUUCGCGUCGUGCGAUAUCGGAGAUGCCCUGGUCGGUCUAGGGCUCCGUCAUGGGGGAUACCUUUCCGGCCUCAAAAUGUACAGCCCAGGGUCAAACGGCGCAGUAGCCAAGAUCUUUGGUCCGGCAUACACAGUUCGCAUGGUACCUGCUGCAGACAAGACCUCACCAACACCACCUUGUCAUUUUGCCGAUGCCAUCCCAAAGGGCAGUGUGGUGUUUGUCUCUCAGCCGAAGGGUCUGAUCAGCGCAUGCUGGGGAGGCUUGAUGAGCACACGGGCAAAGAAACUCGGAGCUGCUGGUGUUGUGAUUGACGGUCGCUUCCGUGAUAUUUCUGAGCACCAGGAACUGAAUAUGGGUCUUUUUGCUCGGGGAAUCAGCAUCCUGGGGUCGAACACUUUUACACGCUCGUCGGAGCUCAAUGUCCCUGUCCAAUAUGAGAACGUUGAGGUUGAUGAGAAGGUUACUAUUGAGCCUGGUGAUUAUAUCCUCGGUGAUCAGGAUGGCGUUGUCUCUAUUCCUGUUACCCACAUCGAGGAUUGUGUGCGUCUCUGUCAAGAGCGGUAUGAGAUCGAUCAAAAGACAUUGGAGUGUCUUGAGGCCGGUGAAGAGAUGGGUCCUACGAUCAAGAAGCUUCGGAAAUGA